GUCUCGGCCACCCGGCCCAAUAAACGUCCGCUCUCGAGGCACCUCCUACUAAACGGCCUUCUGAUUGGUUCUCUUCGCUUGUCAGCGCUGUUGCCCUAGAAACCAGACUGCGAGGACGCGGCGGCCGGGCCUGCAGGCCACUGGCUACCAGGCCCUGGGGCUCUGCACCAGCCCUACACCCUUCCAGGACCAUGUCGGUGCGGACGCUACCGCUGCUCUUUUUGAACUUGGGCGGGGAGAUGCUUUACAUCCUGGACCAGCGGCUGAGGGCCCAGAACAUCCCGGGAGACAAGGCCCGCAAAGAUGAAUGGACAGAGGUGGACAGAAAACGAGUUCUGAAUGACAUCAUCUCAACCAUGUUCAAUAGAAAAUUUAUGGAGGAAUUGUUCAAACCCCAAGACCUCUACUCCAAGAAGGCCCUGAGGACUGUCUACGACCGCCUGGCUCAUGCCUCCAUUAUGAGACUGAACCAGGCCAGCAUGGAUAAGCUCUAUGACCUGAUGACGAUGGCUUUCAAAUAUCAAGUGUUGCUGUGCCCCCGUCCUAAGGAUGUGUUGCUUGUCACCUUCAACCAUCUGGAUGCCAUUAAGGACUUCAUCCGAGACGCCCCAGCCAUCCUACAUCAAGUGGAUGAGACUUUUCGGCUGCUGACUGACACAUACGGGGGUCUCUCUGCUGGGGAGUUCCAGCUGAUCCGGCAGAUGCUCCUCAGCUUCUUCCAGGACCUGCACAUCCGAGUGUCCAUAUUUCUAAAGGACAGAGUUCAGAAUUCUAAUGGUCGCUUUGUGUUGCCAAUGUCCGGGCCAGUUCCCUGGGGAACUGAAGUUCCUGGACUCAUCAGAAUGUUCAACAACAAAGGUGAAGAAGUAAAGAAGGUAAACUUCAAGCACGGUGGAAACUAUGUCACUGCACCAAAAGAAGGUUCUUUUGAACUUUAUGGAGACCGCUUCCUGAAGCUGGGAACCAAUAUGUACAGUGUGAAUCGGCCUGUGGAAACGCAUAUGUCUGAAGCAUCAAAGAACUUAGCUUCACGGACAGAGGAAAGCCUGGCUCCAAACCCUCUUGCUAAAGAAGAGCUGAAUUUUCUGGCCAGGCUGAUGGGAGGAAUGGAAAUUAAGAAACCCUUAGGUCCUGAGCCAGGAUUCCGGUUGAAUCUCUUUACCACAGAUGAAGAGGAGGAACAAGCAGCAUUAACCAGGCCAGAAGAGUUAUCCUAUGAAGUUAUCAACAUACAAGCUACUCAGGACCAGCAAAGAAAGGAAGAGCUGGCUCGAAUCAUGGGGGAGUUGGAGAUCACAGACCAGCCAAGACAGAGUGCCAGCAAGGGGGAUGAUUUGCUCGCCAUGAUGGAUGAGUUAUAGCUCUGCUGACUAGGCACCCUGCCCCACCACGGGAGAGGCCCCAGGGUCUCAAAUGAUGCUGCUAGUUUUCUAGUGGGUGAAGCCAUUACCUCUCAUUCCUGUUUAUAUUGGAACUAACUGUGCAAGGCUCCCUCAGGAAGCACCCGCUCUUGAAGGCACACACAUAUAUUUUUAGCAAAAUAUAUUCUGGCUUUUAAAUGGGACCAUUUCCAUUUUCUAAUUCUAUGGCAACCGUCCAAAGCAUCCUGGGCUGGGGGCUUGACCCCAGAGUCAGGAAGGGGAAGUGCCUCCUGCCCCUUUCAGGUUAACUCUGACAGCUUUCCUGCAGGGAUCUGCAUCUCACAGCUGCCUGUGGAUCAUAACGACGACUUCAGAGCUUUCUGGGAUGCAUUCUGCCUUGUAGUUGAGUCUGAAAUAGGUAGAAGAAGCAAGUCAAACAGUUGGGACCCAGUUUAGACAGCCCUCCUCUCCCUGUAACCUCAGAGAGGCAGAGUAAGUAAGGCUGUGACAGGGAACACUCAGCCAGGCUCCGAGCAGUGGCCUGCGGUUGUCUGUAAUCUCUGCACAUCUCUAUCCAAUGUGACUGUGGGUUUAUUCUGCAUGGAGAGGUGUACUAAGAAAAUAUUUUGCUUUUCAGCAUGACAUGUUCUCCUUACCCCCAGAGUCCUCCUCUGCCACUUAAUGUUCUUGCCUUGUAAAGACAACCAGCGUGAUGUGCCGUGACAUCUGUCUCCUCUCCUUCACCAUCAGCCACCAAGCAGAGCCUUAGGUUGGAUACAUGGGAGGCAGUGUGUGGUGUGCCAGUUUACCAUCUGUGUACCAGCUGAGCUACUUCCCUUCAGAAGGCAGGGUGCCAAGGUGAAUUGGGAUCCAUGUAAAAUAUUUCAGGCCUGGGCUGCCUCCUUGUUUCAGGAAAGAGAGUUAACCCUCAGCCACAUGGUCCCACUGGAGAUUGAAUAACAGGCGGGGUCUGGACCACCAACAUCUAGGGAUCAAGGUCCAUUCAGUCUCAUGGGAGGAAUAUCCAGAAUGGCAGAGGGUAGGAGAGAAACUGAACUGAGCUGAUCGUCUCCUGAGUUUAGGCCAACUACAGGGACCCUCCCAUCCUGGGAAGAGUGGAGGCAAACUAGUGCUGGAAUGUGAGGACCAGGGAAGUUCCCCUUUAGUUGGUCCAAGGCAAAGGGUUUGGGUACAAAAAGGUAAACCACAGUAUAAAUGUAAGUUACUUCCUAUCCAUUAAAGUUAUGCUUGCUUAUCUACAAAGCACCUCCCAAAGGUCUGUUGGGAGAAGUGUAUCACACUGUAAAAUGCAUGUUCCAGGUUUAUAAAGUGCCUUCUGUCUCAGUCUCUUUGAAGCAAUCUGCCACCAGUUGGGGUGGCCCAACAAAGUGACAGUGAAGGGGAAGUUUCUGUCCUGUUUGGAGCACGGUUCCUACGACGCUGUAACAAACCUAAGCUUCACUGACAGCUCUGAGCAUGUCCUGGGGCCUUGGAAAUGGGCCAUGAGCUGCCGAGAAGUGGCCUCCUCCCUCCACCUAUCCCAGAGUGUUGCUGAUGAUUUCAAACGUAUCUGUCCUCUUGGUAAAUAAACAAGAUGUAGAUCUCUGGUAA
Messenger RNA from Choloepus didactylus (southern two-toed sloth), 2972 nucleotides. RefSeq names its product organic solute carrier partner 1 (gene OSCP1). Gene Ontology annotation, biological process: transport. NCBI's taxonomy places the organism in Eukaryota, Metazoa, Chordata, Mammalia, Pilosa, Megalonychidae. Gene Ontology annotation, cellular component: plasma membrane; cytoplasm. The coding region runs from base 192 to 1361 and encodes 389 amino acids. The transcript is spliced from 11 exons. The record is from RefSeq and is a predicted model, not a curated record.